This is a messenger RNA of Oryctolagus cuniculus (rabbit), 3965 nucleotides long. Lineage: Eukaryota; Metazoa; Chordata; Mammalia; Lagomorpha; Leporidae. The record is from RefSeq and is a predicted model, not a curated record.
CCGUUGGUUCACCCCCUAAAUGGCCACUAUGGCUGGCGCGCUGUGCCGAUCCGAAGCCAGGAGCCAGGUGCUUCCUCCUGGUCUCCCAUGUGGGUGCAAGGCCCAAGCACCUGGGCCAUCUUCCACUGCCUUCCCAGGUCACAGCAGAGAGCUGGACUGGAGGAGGAGCAACCGGGACAGAAUCCGGUGCCCCAACUAGAACUAGAACUAGAACCCGGGAUUCUGGCACCGCAGGCGGAGGAUUAGCCUAGUGAGCAAUGGUGCCAGUCUAGGUGACAUUUUUAAAAAAGAAAUAUUUAUUCAAAAGGCAGAGUUAUAUGUAGAGAGGGAGAGGGAGGGAGGGAGGGAGAAAGUGAGAGAGAGAGAGAGAAAGAUUGAUCGAUCAUCUGUCUGCUGGGUCACUCUCCAAGUGGCUGCACUGGUCAGGGCUGGCCCACGCUGAAGCCAGGAGCCUGGAACUCCCUCCAGGUCUCCCACUUGGGUGGUAGGGGCCCAAGUACUUGGACCAUCCUCCACUGCUUUCCCAGGUGCAUUAACAGCGAGCUGGGUUGAAAGUGGAUCAGCCAGGACUCAAACUUGUGCUCAAAUGGGAUGCUGGUGAUGCAGGUGACACUGUUGAACCCACUGUAGUCUCUAACACUUGUACAUAUCUCUGUGCUCAGAGUUCAAGGUCUUGACUGUUCUUUCCUGGACUCUCUCUUGGUUGUGUUUGUUUUGAGCAUUAUGUGUUUGUAUUAAGCAACUUUGAGAAGUGAUACCUUUAUCCCAGCAGAGAGCAGACUUGCUAACUACUUCCUAUAUAGGCAGUGAUUUCCCAUGCACAUUGUUUCUGUCCUGUUACACAAUCCACUGAUAGUCUGCUGGGCUGCUUGUAGAUCAGGGGAGAACUGAUGUAGACAUUUGGGCAGCUUAUUGGUAACAUGAAUAAUAAAGUACUUUGCCUUUAAUCUUCUGCUAACAUCCAUGAAACAAAUUAGUGUAUUACCUGCUGAUGGGAUAGCAUAAAAUAUCAGACCCCGACACAAGGUGCUGUGUUGUUGGUGUGGCUUGGGCCUGUAAUUCUCAUGCAGAGCUUUCUAGAAAGCUGGUUCAGAGCAUGCCAUCUAGCCUCGAUUGCUUAAGUGAGGACAUUUCCUUCUUAUCAUGUCCAGAUGUUACCAGCAAAGAUCUCAGAGAUCGUCCCUGAGCCCAGAAUGAAAAAGUGUGAGGGCACUGUCAGGGCUGUUCCCAGGAUCAUCUCGUCAUCUGAAGGGAACAAGUAGAACACAGGAGGCCUCUCUUCAUAUUGGAUCUGUCACCACUGAUUACUUCAGCCUCUAGCAAGUGUAGCCCAGUCUGUGUUAUGGAAUCUGGAUGGCCUUGACCAGCCGACCUCAGAAGGUGUGUUUGUGUCCUUUUCUGCCAGUUCAUCCUCUCCAGAUCUCUACCAACUUGUACAUAAUUCAGCAUCCAGCAGAGGAAAGCAGAGUGCUGCGGACAGUUCCUCUGCUGGCGGCAUGCCUCCCCCAGGACAAGUGCACAGUGAGAAUCGGUCGUCGCUUCAGUGAGGAGAGAGAUCCUGAACUUUCAAAUAUUUGCCGGAAAUCUGGGACAUUAGUAUUAUAUCCAGGGGCUGAAGCUACUAAUUUGGAAGAAUUUAUAUUAGAGUCUCCUGUUUAUCCUUCCACAAUCAUCAUCAUCGAUGGUACAUGGAGCCAGGCUAAGGACAUUUUCUAUAAGAAUUCCUUGUUCCGACUUCCCAAACAGAUGGCUGCAACUACUGUGCUGAUCGGAAGCCAGGAGCCAGGAGCUUCUUCCAGGUCACCCAUGUGGGUGCAGGAGCCCAGACCAUCUUCUGCUUUGGGCCAUCUUCUGCUGCUUUUCCUGGCCAUUAUUGGGAAGCUGGAUUGGAAAUGGAGCAGCUGGCAUUGAACCGGCAUUCAUAUGGGGUGCUGGCGCUGCAUGUAGCACCUUACCUGCUGAACCACAAUGCACAGUUAAAAUUUCUGAAUGCAGAAAGGGAUAUAAUUUGGCAUCUGAGAGGGGGCUACUCUUUUGUGUUUGUGAAAAAAGAUCUGUCAAAGGAAGCAGCACAACCGUGGAAACCAGCAGUUAAAAGGGGUUUUUAUGACCACUGGGAACAUAGCUUCCACCAUUUUUGCAUGUAAAUAAAUCCUCUAGAAUUUUAAUAUGGAAACAGUUGUGUCUUUGUAUACUUAAAAUGACAUGCGUUUGUGUUUUUUGCCGCUUCUAUUUUUUUAAAGUAGAGAUUCUUUUUUUAAAAGAUUUAUUUAUUUAUUUGAAAAACACAGGUACAGAGAGAGAGAGAGAGAGCGCUUCCAUUCACAGUGGUCAGAGCUGGGCAGAUCCGAAGGAGGAGCCAGGAGCCAGGAGCUUCAUUUGUUCUCCCAAGGGGGUGCAGGGGGCCAAGUUCUCAGGCCAUCCUCUGCUGCUUUCUCAGGCACACCAGCAGGGAACUGGAUUGGAAAUGGAGCAGCCAGGACUUGAAGCUGCACCCAUAUGGGAUGUUGGCGUCACAGGCAGUGGCUUUACCUGCUUUGCCACAACACCGGCCCCCUAGUUUAACAUUCUUAAGUAUUGGUUUGACAAAGGUAUAAAACAAAGUUUUACAAAACUGAGCUCGCAGCAGUAUUGAUACACAUAGGCAUUUCUUUCUUUUUUUAUUUUUUUCUAAGUUUUUAGCUGAAAUAUGUAAGGGAGAACAGGUAGUAUUUGUCUUGCUGUGUCUGGUUUAUUGAUUAUCUUUUAAAGCGUACUUUAGAAUAAUUUUACAUAGAAAUUGGAAAGAAACUGCAGAAAGUUCCAGUAUACCUUCACCCGGUUUUUCCUAAUGUUAACUCCUUCAGAAACCAUGGUGCAUUUGACAGAAUUAGCGAAGUAACGUUGUAUGACGUGAAGCUCGAAUUGCAGACUUUAUUCAGAAGUCACCAGUUUUUCCACAAUGUUCUCGCUCUAUUUUAGGACCAAUCCAGCAUUCCAUGUUGUAUGUCCCUUUAUCUCUCAGCUUGGCAGUUUUGUCUUCAUGGAUUUUCAUAGUCUUGUUCUGUGUUCAGAUUUGGUUCAUGUGGCGAUGCAGUGGAAUUUGAAGUUGUCUUCUCACCUCCAUGUGUAUGACACGAGUCUGUCUUGGCCCUCGUGGUGCUGAGCUGAAUUACUUGCUUAGGGUCGUGUGUGCCAUCUUUCUCCAUUGCAGUUACUGUUUUCUUUCUUUUUUUUUUCCUUCUUCUUCUUCUUCUUCUUCUUCUUUUUUUUUUUUUUUAAUUUGACAGAUAGAGUUAGGCAGUGAGAGAGAGAAAAGUCUUCCUUCCAUUGGUUCACCCCCCAAAUGGCCACCAUGGCUGAAGCUAUGCUGAUCUGAAGCCAGGAGCCAGGUGCCUCCUCCUGGUCUCCCAUACGCGUGCAGGAGCCCAAGCACUUGGGCCAUCCUCCACUGCCCUCCCGGGCCACAGCAGAGAGCUGGACUGGAAGAGGAGCAACCAGGACUAGAACUUAGCACCUGUAUGGGAUACCGGCGCCGCAGGUGGAGGAUUAACCAAGUGAGCCACAGCACUGGCCCCAGUUACUGUUUUCUUAAUACUUCAUUGGAAUUGAAUCCCUCGUUCCAGGCCACAUUCAAGGGGAGAAGAGUUAAGAUUCAUCACCUUGGCCGGCGCCGCGGCUCACUAGGCUAAUCCUCCGCCUAGCGGCGCCGGCACACCGGGUUCUAGUCCCGGUUGGGGCCCCGGAUUCUGUCCCGGUUGCCCCUCUUCCAGGCCAGCUCUCUGCUGUGGCCAGGGAGUGCAGUGGAGGAUGGCCCAGGUGCUUGGGCCCUGUACCCCAUGGGAGACCAGGAAAAGCACCUGGCUCCUGGCUCCUGCCAUCAGAUCAGCGCGGUGCGCCGGCCGCGGCAGCCAUUGGAGGGUGAACCAAUGGCAAAAGGAAGACCUUUCUCUCUGUCUCUCUCUCUCACUGUCCACUCUGCCUGU